Cicer arietinum (chickpea) is the source of this 1671-nucleotide messenger RNA. RefSeq lists its product as uncharacterized. The record is from RefSeq and is a predicted model, not a curated record. Lineage: Eukaryota; Viridiplantae; Streptophyta; Magnoliopsida; Fabales; Fabaceae.
UUGCGAUAAAUUAAAACAAAAACUAUACCAUAGUAAUGCUAUGCAUCAUCUCAAACUCACGAUGUUGCUAUUAUCACCAUCAACAUCACACACACUUUGGCAUUGCUCUCAUAGAUCCCUGAAGCUGAGAUGCUUUUCUUCUUUAUCAUCUUCAUGCGUUACGCCCUGGUCUGGUCUCCAAUCAUGGAGAGACAGUCCUCUCAACGGAAAUCGCAAGUGGGGUCCACUUGGUCCUCAACCCGAACACGACCUCCAUGAUGAUUCCCCAUUCGGCCAAGCUUCUUCCUUGGCCGAGUUUGGUUCUAUUGUUCUUUCCACCGCCGACCCACUCGCCAAGUCCCGUCUAUCCCACCUUGCAUACUCUCUCUGGCGCCGCCGCAACCUCCCCCUCGGCAUCUCCGAUCCUCCUUCUCGACCCGCCCGACCUGAAAAACCACAACUGGUUUCCACUAAGGAAAUUCCUGCUCCUAAAAGCUCGGGUUUGCCUCUCAAUGCCUACUUGCUUCAUAAUUUAGCACAUGUGGAGCUCAAUGCAAUUGAUUUGGCUUGGGAUACUGUUGUUAGAUUUUCUCCCUAUAGUGACAUUCUUGGGGAGGGGUUCUUUGCUGAUUUUGCUCAUGUUGCUGAUGACGAGAGUCGCCACUUCGCUUGGUGUUCACAGAGGCUUGCUGAACUGGGUUUCAAAUAUGGAGAUAUGCCAGCUCAUAAUUUGCUAUGGAGGGAAUGUGAGAAAUCAUCAGACAACGUUGCUGCACGUUUGGCAGUGAUCCCACUAGUCCAGGAGGCUAGAGGACUUGAUGCUGGGCCACGCUUGGUGCAAAAAUUAGUUGGCUUUGGAGAUAAUAGGACAUCUAAAAUUGUGGCUAGAAUUGCUGAAGAGGAAGUUGCACAUGUAGCAGUUGGGCUCUAUUGGUUUGUUUCUGUCUGUCAAAAAAUGGGUCGUGCCCCGGAUUCCACUUUUAAAGACUUGCUAAAGGAAUACCAUGUGGAAUUAAAGGGUCCCUUCAAUUAUGCGGCUCGAGAGGAAGCUGGCAUUCCCCGUGAUUGGUAUGAUGCACCAUCAAUAAGCAAUCAAGACAAGAAAGAAAACGAUGACAGUAAAAAACAGCUCUCUGAAGUUUAUGAGAGGAUGGCUUCCAUCAUUGCUAUGGAAAGCGAGAAUGCAAGUUUGACAAGGCCACCUGAAUGAUCUUGGCACAAUAUCAUGAGCAAAUUGUCUUCAAUUGGAACUUGUCUCCCAACAGCCAACAAGCCUAAGAGUACGAUAUGCUACUUUGUAGUAAUGAGUUUGGUGAUGCAAUUAUUUCAUUAGCAAGUUGUCAACUUUGACUGCAAGUGCUGAUGCAAAUUCCGAAAUCCACUAUCAAUGAGAAGCGUGAUCAAAAGGGAGUGACAAAAUUGUUUUUUACUUUGCGUGCAUAUAAAUUAUAGUUGUUGCCUGUUAGUAUUGGCAUGAUGUACAUACACAAAUUUACGAAUGCCUAAGAUCAUUAGAGGCUUAGAGCAACACACCCAAGAGAUUGAAGUCAAUGAUCUUGGCUUAGCGUAUUUUAUUUUAUUAUAGGGCCUUUUAUGACUCAUGUAACCGCAGACCUUCAUAUCUUUGAUAUAUUAUUUAGGGUCAAGCACUUUAUCCUUUAAAUUUAUAGGUGUAGUUGCACUUUUCAUCCC